UGUAUUACUGCACUGGAAUAUUUGUACCACAUGUCGUGUGUCAUGUAUAUUUGUAAAUUAUGUGUGUAAGGGUUUAUGUACAGUGUACGUUGAACCACAAUCGCAUAGAGUGCGUUGUGUUUUAGGAUAAAUCAAGGGGAGUAAACGUUGCGGCAUCCCGUCAGCCUCACUAUCCGCAUGCAUAAUUUUAUUUUCUCCCUCCGACCUCAGACCGUGUGGCGUGUAUUAAUGCAGUGUACGAUCCGACACGCGCACGUAGAAUGACUAGCCCAGCUCAUUUGGUAUGAAUUCCUAAUGUACAUUUUCCGGACCGGUGGUUGAAACGAGACAUACAUGUACACGGGCGCGCGUAAAUCGGUACUGCAUGUGUGUACAUGUACAUGUACAGUCGCUGGCAGUCUCUCGCUCCUCCAGAUGGAUACACGGUGGAUAGGCACGAUACAGAUAGCAAAGCUUCAAUCGUAAUACAGUCUUAGCUGUAAUUUAACUGCACGCAUGCUUUGAAUGAAAGGCUUCCUCCAGAUGUGUUUCCAGCGAAGGAUGAUUAUGUGAAUAAAUAAAAACAGUCCUGACAACCUGUGGGAUUCACUUCUCCGUAAAUCUUCCAAAAAACAUCGGGUGGCGAAAGGCGCGCCGGACGCCUCAUUGCUGCCGCCUCCCAACUGGCAAACAUGUUGAAUUUCUUCCGGAGGAGGAAGAAAGCGUCCAGUGGAAAAUCUUCCACUUCUCAAUCUCCUCAAACAGUACCUCCUUCAGCUCAGGACAGCAGCAGCACCCAGGCUCAAGCUUCAACGGAUGGCCCUGCUCAAUCGAGUGAAUCAAUUCCAGCUGCUGAGCAGCAGGAGAAACCCAAGGCUUCCCCUGCUGUGCCAAGUGGUGCACCCCUGACAGAGGAGGCUGAGGAACCAGAAGAUACUGCUUCCACACCUCCAGUGGUCCAGCCCAAGGGACGCCAGCGUCGUGGUGCCUUUAGUGCCGAACCCUUGACUGAAGAGUAUGCAGCUUCCUAUGUUAAGAAGGUUAUUCCCAAAGAUUACAAGACCAUGGCAGCCUUGUCCAAGUCCAUUGCCAAGAACGUGCUGUUCUCUCAUCUGGACGAGAAUGAAAGAAGUGAUAUCUUUGAUGCCAUGUUCCCAGUCAAGCACAGCAAGGAUGAAAUCGUUAUCAAGCAAGGGGAUGAAGGUGACAACUUUUACGUCAUCGACGAUGGCGAGGUGGAUGUCUAUGUGGAUAAUGUGGGCUUGGUAACAACCAUUGGGGAAGGAGGUAGCUUCGGAGAGCUGGCCCUCAUCUAUGGUACACCAAGAGCUGCCACUGUUAAGGCUAAAACUGACUUGAAGCUGUGGGGUAUUGAUAGAGACAGCUACAGACGCAUCCUCAUGGGCAGCACCCUGCGCAAACGCAAGCUGUAUGAGUCAUUCUUGUCUAAGGUGUCCAUCCUUGAGAGCCUUGACCAGUGGGAGCGCCUGACAGUAGCAGAUUCUCUGGAGCCUGUGAACUUUGAGGAUGGGGAGAAGAUUGUAGUCCAGGGAGAGCCUGGAAAUGACUUCUAUAUCAUUGUUGAGGGCCAAGCAUCAGUUCUGCAGAGGCGUGAUGAACAGGACGAGUUCAUCGAAGUGGCCAAGCUAGGGCCCUCAGAUUAUUUUGGUGAGAUUGCUCUUGUCCUGAAUCGACCCCGCGCUGCCACUGUCAUUGCCCGCGGCUCACUCAAGUGUGUCAAGCUGGAUCGGGAACGCUUUGAGCGUGUCAUGGGACCCUGCUCUGACAUCCUGAAAAGGAACAUCACUCAGUACAACAGCUUUGUGCAGCUUGUCGUGUAGUGUCAAUGUGGUGACUUGUCUUCACCCUCACUCCCUCCCAGUCUAGCCUACAACUCCUCCGGGAGUGUGUCCUAGAUAGAUAUUGAUUUAGAGAAUCUAUCUACAGCUUGGAAAACAAACACCAUUUGUGCAGCCGGUUGUGUGUAAUUUAUGAAGCUUUUUCUCCCCUUUUUGGAAGGAAUAUUUAAUGGACUUUGUGUAUAUUAAUUUACUUCGUCUGCCAUCUGUGUUAUCUUGGUAAUGCUAGGCACUGGUGUCCUGCACAUAAGUUUCCAAGAUCAGAAUUGGAUAACAGUCAAUGUAAUUUCAGUUUCCAAUGCAUCUUGAGGUGUGCAUGUUCACAGAAGGGUUCUGUUUUUGAUGUGAAUCUUUCAGCAGUUUUUGGUCGGUUGUAGAAAACCAGGGGACAGUUUCCCAGCUGAGCAUGUGUACUUUGUUUAGCUGAAAGAGAGUGUGGACAACAAUGUCUGAUUCUUGAUUCGAGUUGACCAUUUUCCAAGUAAUAGACCUAUCCAGCUAGCCCCGCCUACUUCACAUGUGCGUAGUUAACAUCUGCGUCUUUCCAAUGCCGUACUGCAUGUGCCAGCUGCGCAUGUAUCGGUAUGUGCACACGUGUUGGACUUUUGUACACGUUCAUGUAUAUUGGACAAGAAUCACAGCUGUGAUUGGUCAAAGACCAUAGGGUGGGGCUUAAUGGCUUGGUCUUUUAAAAACGAGAUUUGGAUGCCCUAAGACACCUUGUGGAAUCUGUGCUGAGCUACACUCUUCACCCUAAAAUGUAAAUCAGUAUUGCCAACAGUGUACACUUACAUGGUAUUUUCACUAUGUGCCCAAACUCAGGUGUGUUCCUAUCUUGUGAUUUUACAGCUUUGUCCUCAUUCACUUGAAAAUUGGUCGGGUCUUGCAUCAUUUGCAUGCAAGAACUAGAUCAUACAGAGUAGAAAACAUAGUUCAUAAACAGAGUCUGUAGUCUGUAAUAGACACAUGAAUUGUAUUAUUUUGGAUUAACAUGUUUUGGCAAUUUGCAUUUAUGUGUAGGGUGCCUUUGGCAAAUCUAGCAGCAAAACUGUUUGUAUGGUACAGUACAUGUAUGUCUGUGUCUUGUUUAACAUCAUUAAGGUGUACAUGCAUGUAGUGCUUGUCGGGCUUUGUUAUUGGUAUAGCUGAAAAUGGAGGUUUUCUCUGGUCUGGCUUAGUGAUGUCUGUGUCAGUUCUCUGCGGGAUUGCUUCCCUCCACCUUACCCACCGUCUCUCAACUUACCUUCUCAUGGUUACUGUAGAGUUGAGGCCAAGGGUGUGGAAAUUUCACCAUGAUUGUUUGAAGCUGUUUUGCUGCAGGGAGAAGGAUGGAGUAAUCAAUUUAUGUAGUCUGAGAGAAUUUCCAGAUAUUAGACGUCAUCUUUUUGGUGAAUUGUUAUCCCGUGACACGAAUUGAUUUGUCCUAACAUAUGAAUUGCGCCAGGUGUCCUUACCAUGUAUUUGUUCAGAUAAUUGAGUGUGUUACAUUCAGGUAAUGAAAAGAAUAAUUUGUGAAGUGCCAGGUGGAAAGCUCUAUUCCAAUAAGCUCUGCCUCCGUAAGUGGAACAUUGCAUUGGUCACUUCAUGAUACUAUUGGUAUCAUUGCAGGAAGUGAAACAUUCAGUAUUUGCAGUUCAUUACUUUGAAUUCUUUGCUGCCCAAUAAGCCGACUUUUUCCUACGUCUCUCUCAGCUCCACAGAGAGUGAAAACAGUCGUAAUAGCCAACCUGAAGCACACCGGGCCUUAUCAAUACUUUUUACUCAUUGCCAGCUCUGCGUUCAAAGGUUAGGGUGAAGUGCUUUGCCAAAGGUUGCGGGCACCUUAGUGCGAUUCGAACCCGCAGUAACCAUUAGUUACUUAAUUUUCACCUUGGUAAGAUAGUGACACCACUGCAUCCCUAAGUACAAGAAGUAGGCAGGGAAUUGUCAGUAAAGGGGCUUAACUGCUUAAUGGGUUGUAGACUAGGGAUUGUAAACUACAACCAAGCUGCCUCAUUUUGCUUAGGCAUGUACAUUUACUGAGAGAAGCACAGUGAAUUCAGGAAAAAAUACUCAGAUUAAAAGUUUUAGUGGGAGAACAAUUGUUUUAAAGAGUGACUCUUACAGUGUGUAGUAAUUUUGUUAAAGAUCUGUGUACCCUUUGAAGAUUUUGUUUGGUGUCUGCCAGUAGAAUGAGUACAUUCUUAUUUGUUAAUAAGGGUAAAGGCACAAUUGAGUAUUUUUACUUAUGCUUUACCGCACGAAAGAAGAUUUUACUCAAUGGUUCAUGAAUUGCGUUUAAAUAUUUUAUGUCGUCAUAAAGUAAAAUGUUGCUGUCAUUUCUGUAUGUUCCACAUUCGUGUUUGAGUAUUGAUAUACCAUUCAAUGCGACACAGGAAUUAAAAAUUGACAGAUAAGUAGUAAAAAUUAAAGCUUCUUUAAACACUUUAUGACAGAGAUUGAUUUGUUGGGACAGUGCUGAUAUUUCUGUUUAAAAAACUGACUGUGUACUGCUUUGCUGCUCAUUCAUAUUGCUAACAUUGUAAUGUUUGUGAAUACUAAUCCCGGACUCUGAGUGUGGUAUGUAGCCAUCAGCUGGCUAUCGUCUGCGCAUCAGCCGCUGAGAAAUACAUUAAAUUAUCGAACAACAAAGCAAAUCCCACACAUUCUCUGUUUUAGAGUUCGGUAAUAUAUAAAAAUGUCUGAUCAAAAUUUUAUGUCAGUGUCAUUUUGUAGGAUAUCAGGCACUAACGUUUUGCCAUCACUUUGGUCGUAACUUGUGUAUACUGUGGCCUACUUAUAGGAUAAGUCCCAACUGCAAGGGGGACGAUCACAACUGUAGUGAUUCACUAUCCUGUGCCAGACACAAGGAAUUGUUACAAAAUCAAUACUGUAUAGCUCUAUGGCACCAUCAUGCAAACUGUGUGUGGGUUAAUUCCAGACUGCUGGGUGUUGAAUCCUGCACUUGAACAGGACCGUAUUCUUCCAAAAUGCACUUGAAUUAGGAACGAUACUUCAGUGAAACCUUGGAGAAGAGUUGUUAGAGAUGUGAACAGUAAGCACCCUGAACACACAGUUUAAAAAUCAAGCUUCAAGUGAACACCUGUUGUCGAUUCCACAUGGUCAGGGUUUCUUCGUAGGUUUCCUUCUUUUUUAGGAUUUACGGGAAGUGUUUGUGGCCUGUUUUAUAUAUUUUUGAAGUUGAUUCUUCUUGCUGUUUCUAGUGCUGUAAACAACAUAAGUGUGGCUGACGAGCUCCUGCCAUCCUCCUUGUCUACCACAGGACCUGGCAGUUUGAGGGGAUAUAUCGAACAUAAGAGCACAUUUGACAAGAGUACAUUUGACAACAGUACAUUGUGCGUGUCUCAAGCAUUUUGAACCGUAUUAGCUUAACGUCAGUUUUUUCUAAGUAAGCCAGUGACGAUUAGUAGAAGUGCAAAUGACAAGCCUGAUGACAGGGAGCAUCUCUUACCGUAAAAGUUAUACAUGUUUACCUUGUUACUGAAGUCAGUAUUCAUAGUUAAUUAAGAGUUGUAUAUUGUACAUUGAUUGGUGUGCACGGUAGUUCGGAAAUUGGAUUCUACUCGCUAAAGUCCACAGAGUGAAAAUUCACUCAAUUCGAGUGAAAAUUCACUCCCACCGAUUGAAACUAGGGACAAGACGAACUCGAGUGAAAUGUACUCUUUCGAUCAAGAGUGAGUAGAUCGACAUUUCACGAGAGUUUCUCCUGGAAGAGGUUCUAUUUUCAAACGACAUGUAUUUCAGUCUACAUUUAGAGUGCAUUUCAACGUCUUGUCCCCUGUCUCACUCUUUGGGGUUAAGAGAGUAUACAUGUUUUAAAAUUGUUAAAUAAAUGGAGACAAAGUAUGAAAAGCAUAUGUCAUCAGUAGUCGUAGCGGAUUAAAGUAAAGAAAAAAUAUAUAUCUGGAUACCGUGGAGAUAAUGGAAUAUUUUUCAGCUUGAGUUUGAAAUUUGAUCAAAACAUUGUCAAAUGUUAUGCUUUUUGGUUUUAAAUCGAGGUCUUUGCGUCUAACAAAAUUUUAAGAACAUAUCUUAAGGCCACCUGACAAUUCUUUCUUACCUAUUUUCCUUUUUAAGACGUUGGUUAAACUUUAAACACUUGACCACAUUUUAAAGAGAUUUCAGUGAAGAAGUGCUACUUGAUCAAUCAAGAAGAACGCUAGUAAAGAAACAAGACUUCUUUUCAUGUAAUCUUCGGAUCUUAGUGAAUUCUGCAGUCACAGCUUCUGUGAGUUACAACCUUAUUUGAUUAUCAGUUGUUUUUAUUUCCAAAUGCAAAACAUCUUGCACUGGCCAAAGUUGUACGCUUGCCCUUUUCAGUAUUGAAAGUAAUGUUAGUCUACUAAUGUGGCCCAGAGAUCACUACACGCUGAUCGGAUACCAUAAUAGACCGAUUGUGGGCAUCAAACAUCAACAAACAUGGCAUCCCCAAAAGUGUGUUUUAAUUGUUUACCACAAAGGCGAUUUUCGGUGCAGUAGUCAGCACAUCGUUAGCUUGUGUACCGUACCGCUCGUCGGCUUUAUUUUGAGUAAAUCGUGAUACUUAAGACACCGUUUACUAUGGGAUGUUUAGCGGGUGCAAUCGAACGACGGCUGUUCACACAUGUAUAAUGAAUUUCGACCAAACGAGGUCUCCGUAAACGUGUGCCUGGAUUCCUCUGAACCCCAGCUGCUUCUGGUUGUUAAGACCUGUGCGUUCUGUCGGUUUCCCACUCCGAAUAUGACAAAACGAGGAGGCCAUGUUUUAGAGUACAUGUGUAUGCAAUGAGGUGGGCAUUUUGUCGUAGUUUUGGAAGGGCAAUACGUUUGAUUGGUAGCGUGAGAUUUCAGCAAUUAGCAUAAGCAUGAGUAGAGUACAUUAAUUUGAACUAACAUAAUGUAUGGAAAAUGCCUUCUUGCGCUUUUCCCGGUCUUCAAACUUAAUGCUAGGCUUACAUAAUACACAUUCUUUGUUGUGAUUUGUUUCGUUGUUGGUUUUGGGAAACUUCAGAAUAACUGAAGACCAAGGGUGUGCCGGACAGAAAACAGUGUUUGUCCCCACUGUCAAUAAAAAUUAAGUUUAACAAUUUAAA
This is a messenger RNA of Acanthaster planci (crown-of-thorns starfish), 6910 nucleotides long. RefSeq names its product cAMP-dependent protein kinase regulatory subunit-like. NCBI's taxonomy places the organism in Eukaryota, Metazoa, Echinodermata, Asteroidea, Valvatida, Acanthasteridae. The record is from RefSeq and is a predicted model, not a curated record. Gene Ontology annotation, molecular function: protein kinase A catalytic subunit binding; cAMP-dependent protein kinase inhibitor activity; cAMP binding. Gene Ontology annotation, cellular component: cytosol; cAMP-dependent protein kinase complex. Gene Ontology annotation, biological process: negative regulation of cAMP-dependent protein kinase activity.